Messenger RNA from Mya arenaria, 2589 nucleotides. RefSeq names its product G-protein coupled receptor moody-like. Gene Ontology annotation, biological process: G protein-coupled receptor signaling pathway. The transcript is spliced from 2 exons. The record is from RefSeq and is a predicted model, not a curated record. Gene Ontology annotation, molecular function: G protein-coupled receptor activity. Gene Ontology annotation, cellular component: membrane. NCBI's taxonomy places the organism in Eukaryota, Metazoa, Mollusca, Bivalvia, Myida, Myidae. Bases 1070 to 2104 code for a protein of 344 amino acids.
GGUGGAUGUAAGGAUGUGUUCUGAAACAGGAAUAAGUGUUAUAACCCAUGCUGAAUGCCGAAGACAGCUUGAUCUAAAUAAGACAGAGGAAAACAGUAAUUUUCCGCAACAGACAAGAACUGACAAUUUGGGAAAAGAAGGACAUAAAACUAACUGAAAACUGUAAAACCAAUUAUUUGAAACUACCCAGCGUUUGUGCCAAUGUUGAAAGGAUUUUGGAAUUUCGGGCAAAUUGUUUGCUUCCGAAAAGGUUUUGAAUAAACCAAUCAGGAAUAGGCGCAUUCAAACGGGACUUAUUCAAAGUUUAUUGUCAAUUACUUACUGUGCUUGGAUUACUCUGACUGUGUUCCUAAUCGUAAAACGGCAUUGUAAAGAUACUUAACCAUACUAUUGGUUUCGAAUAUUGCAACAUUAUUGCACGGUAUACGUGACUGGAUUAGUUUCAGUUUAAUACGUUAUGAAAGAGUAUUCUUGAAAGCCGAAUCUGAAUUGAAAUUGGCAAAUUAUACUUAAAAUAUCUUAACACUAUCAAAUUGAACAUUUAAAGUGUACAUGCUGUAAAUUCUUUUAAUUUAUGUUCAAUCCGAGAUGUGAGCUAUGUACUUGAUCACAUUGGCCAUUGCGGACUCUAAUGAAAUGUUUUAACAAGCCAGAUCUUAAUUGAUUGCACAUGCUAUUUUGAGAGAAAUUCUGACUUGGAUAUAUAUUUAAUCCCUUUCAUUUGGUAAGUCAUAAACUAGCGUUAAAACAAACAUAACAUAACUGACUUAGUUUCCGAUGAUUCGAUAAAAUGCACAAAUGCUGUACUUUAAGAUCGCUGCAAAAUGCUCAAAUUUUAUAUUUCUAAAUGAACAUGAACAUUGAGCUUUGUAUUCGGAUUACUAUAUUAUUCCACAUCAGUGAAUCAUUUCUUGGAAAUAGACGAGACAAAAAUCAUGCAUUUUUAAUGUAUAAGUAGACAAGGUGACAUAAAUAAUCCAGUUUAAUAGACGAUCAUUUACAAAAUAUACUGAAGUUUGUGUCAAAAUUGGUAUAAAAGCCAGUAAUUGGUGAGAUAUCUGUCAUCAAGAUGAACGAGGGGGAUAUUAACAAGAUAGUGAACGUAUCGGGCGACAAAUAUCAGAUUACACCUGGACUUGGUGACGGAAUCUUGAACGGGACGGAUUGUUUUGAAUGGUGGUGCGUUGAACACGCCACUCUGAUUGUCCUGGAAGCCGUGGCCAUCAUUCUGUGUCUAGUGGGCAGCUUUGGAAAUUUAGUAACUGUGCUUGCCAUAUUAUUCUCAAGCCUCCGAUACAGCGUUAACUGUAUUUUGAUAGGCAGUCUCAGCUUUGCUGGAUUUUUGUACUGCUCGCUAAUCAUGUCGAUGCAAGCAGUGAUUUUUCAUAGGAAAUCACACAAAAUACCGCACGACUUCUGCUCGGCAGCAGGAGGAAUUCGUUAUACCCUGACUGGAGUGAUAAUGGCACACUUAGCUGCCAUUGCAUUGUACAGGUUUCUGAAUGUCGUUUAUAUAAACAAGUACAGAUAUAUGUCAGACAACCGACAACUCGUCAUUUCUCUUAUAGUUUGUUGGGUGUUGCCCUUGGUUUUCACCAUUCCUCCUUCCUUUCGGGUGUGGGGUGCAUUCCGAUUUCAGUCCCAGAUUCUCUCGUGUACGUUUGACAAAAGUGCUGACCAAAGCAACAGAGUUGCCAUGGUAACCGCUGGUUUUAUUGUUCCUUGUCUUUUUAUCAUAUACUGCUACGCCCGGAUCGGUUGUACCGCUUACAGAAGCUUUAAACGUGUUAGUCGAUGGAUGGGCAACUCUCCCCAGUCAAAGGCAAUACGAAUUUCAACAAUGAUGAUGUGUAUAUUUUUAAUAUUUUUCCUCGGUACCUUUCCGUACUUUGUUUUAAACGUGACGGACAAAGGUUUCAAACAUCCUAUUCACCACAUUUGGACAACUAUGUUUGCUUGGGUGUUGUACUGUUGUAACCCUGUAGUGUACACUUUGAUGGACAAUAACUUCAGGACAGCGUACAAGAAGAUAUUGAUGGGUGAUUGUGAAAAGAAUCCUGUUAGGAGAGCUGGAAGUACAAUUGCACGUGCAGCUUCUGUUUAGAUAUGAAAUAUUACAUCCAUUUGAAUGUCAUAUUUUCAAACUGGGAAAGUAUGUUGUUUCAAGUCCAUACUAAAUCAGUUUGAGAUUCUCCAUGCCUUAAAAAGGUGAAAUAUUGAAGUUUACACUCUAUACCUUCGUUUACCAAUUUGUAUACAUGUUUCAAGUUCCGAAAGAGAUUGUGCACUAAUUUUACCUCCAUUGAAAAAAUGUAUAUCUGUGUGUAUAAUAAGUGAUUGAGUGUGCAAAAUGUGGAACCUCGUGGAGGGAAAGUCGAGUAACCUAAAUGACAUAAUUUCCUUAGAAAAAAUGUGUCGAUGAAAGAAAACAAAUCUGUAUGAUCAAAGAUAAGUUUGUUUUCCCAAUAUGAAAAUGCAUUUGAUGAUAUUUAGAUAAAGCGUUAAUAUGUAUACUUUCUUGCUUUAAUUCAUGAAUUAUACAUAUUAUGAAAGCUUUUCAAUAUGUUUAAAACUUUGCCAUAAAACUCA